Molecule: messenger RNA, 6706 nt
Organism: Pundamilia nyererei
Lineage: Eukaryota; Metazoa; Chordata; Actinopteri; Cichliformes; Cichlidae
Gene: ppfia3
Product: PTPRF interacting protein alpha 3
Exons: 31
Coding region: 176-3889 (1237 amino acids)
Biological process (GO): synapse organization
Cellular component (GO): presynaptic active zone
Molecular function (GO): protein binding
Source: RefSeq, a predicted model, not a curated record
GCUGAGCCGUGCUGUCUCUUCCACAGCAGAGAGAGGGAGGGGAUGGGGCAAGCUGGUAACCGGGCUGUAACGGGGAUAACCUGCAGCCUCCGUCUCUCAGCUGCUCCGAUGGAGUGAACCGGGCCACGAUGCGCGUUUAUUUCCUUUCUCUGUCGCUCAUGGAAAGGGCCUCAAGAUGAUGUGCGAGGUGAUGCCCACCAUCUCGGAGGACGGGCGCGGUGGAGGUGGAGGUGGCUCGUCUUCCCCGGCAGGGGGCGGAGGAGGAGGGAUGGGUGGCGGAAUGGGAAGCAUUGGGGGCUACGGCAGCCGGGACCCGCGCGGUGGCGGCGGCGGUGGAGGCGGAGGCGAUGAAGGAGGAAGCACAGGAAACCUGGAGUCGCUGAUGGUGAACAUGUUGACGGAGAGGGAGAGGCUGCUGGAGAGCCUGAGGGAGACGCAGGACAGUCUGGGGACGGCGCAUCUACGCCUACGAGAGCUCGGCCACGAGAAGGAGUCCCUCCAGAGGCAGCUUUCCAUCGCGCUGCCACAGGAGUUUGCAGUGCUGACCAAAGAGCUGAACCUCUGCCGGGAACAGCUGCUGGAGAGAGAGGAGGAGAUCGCGGAGCUGAAGGCAGAGAGGAACAACACACGACUGCUGCUCGAACAUCUGGAGUGCCUGGUGUCCCGCCAUGAGCGCAGCCUGAGGAUGACCGUGGUGAAGAGGCAGGCCCAGUCUCCGGCCGGGGUCUCUAGUGAGGUGGAGGUCCUAAAGGCCCUCAAGUCCUUGUUCGAGCAUCACAAAGCUCUGGAUGAGAAAGUGCGCGAAAGGCUACGGGUAGCUCUGGAGCGCGUGUCGGUCCUGGAGGAGGAGCUACAGUCUUCCUCCCAAGAGGUUCUCUCUUUAAGGGAGCAAAUCAAACGACGCCAGCAAGGACUAGACAACGGCAAAGAGAGGCUUCCCAACGGACCGUCCUCCAUCCUGGACGACGGCGAAGUUGACAGGCAGAGAGAGGGCGAGAUAGAGAGACAGAGGUCAGAGCUGGGACAACUGAAAGAGCGACUGGCCCUCAUGUGCAGACAGGUUGGCGAGAUCGAGGAGCAGCUGACGUCUGCCAGGAGGGAGCUGGCCCGAUCAGAGGAGACCAACCAGAAACUACAGAGGGAUCUAAAGGAGGCGCUCUGUCAAAGGGAAGACAUGGAAGAGAGGAUCACCACAUUAGAGCGCAGGUACCUGAGUGCCCAGAGGGAGGCGACUUCUCUCCAUGACAUAAAAGAUAAGCUGGAAAACGAGCUGGCCAGCAAGGAGUCACUCCACAGACAGAGUGAAGAGAAGAACCGGCAGCUUCAGGAGCGUCUUGAUGAUGCCAAACAGAAGCUGCAGCAAACCCUGCAGAGAGCUGAGACGCUGCCUGAGAUCGAAGCCCAGCUCGCCCAGAGAGUGGCUGCACUCAACAAGGCGGAGGAGCGUCAUGGUAACUUUGAGGAGCGACUGCGACAGAUGGAGGCGCAACUGGAGGAGAAGAACCAGGAGCUACAGCGAGCGAGGCAGAGGGAGAGGAUGAAUGACGAACACAACAAGCGCCUCUCUGACACGGUGGACAAGCUGCUGUCCGAGUCCAACGAGAGGCUGCAGCUCCAUCUGAAGGAGAGGAUGGCUGCCCUGGAAGAAAAGAAUGCACUAUCAGAGGAACUGUCCAACAUGAAGAAACUCCAGGAUGAUCUGCUGGCAAACAAGGAUCAGCUGAUCGCUGAGCUGGAAAGGCUUCAGCUGGAGUUGGAUCAGCUGAGAGCGAGGCCUGGGGGCUCUUAUUCCAGUCGCUCUCUGCCAGGCAGCGCUCUGGAGUUGAGGUAUUCCCACGGAGGCGGGUCCCUCCCAACAGGUUCCACCACUCACCUGGAUCCCUUCGGUAAUGCCUCUGCCGGAGGCGCAGGCAAUCGUCACUGGCCCCGCUGGAGCUCUGCUCAUGAGGACACUACCAAGUACUCAGAUUGGGAUCACACUCUGAUUGGGACUGGGUUCCAGCCAGGCAUGGAUGUGGGAUGCUCAGACGAUGAGGACGACGGGGAGGCUCGGUUUGGCUCCGAGCUUCUGUCACCCAGCGGACAGACGGAUGUGCAGACCCUGGCCAUCAUGCUGCAGGAACAGCUGGAGGCCAUCAAUAAGGAGAUCAAAUUGAUCCAGGAGGAGAAGGAGAACACAGAGCUGCGUGCCGAGGAGAUCGAGAGCCGGGUCAGCGUGGCUUUGGACAGUCCGCCCAUCCCUCCCUCUUCCCUGGGGAGAGACAGCACAGGACGGGGCUUCAUCCCCACUUCCAUCACAUCCUCCACCCUGGCCUCCCCCUCUCCCCCCAGCUCCGGGCACUCCACCCCUCGUCUGCCUCACUCCCCUGCCCGUGAGACCGAUAGACAGAACAGCAAAGAUGAUGACCGAUCCCUCGCUCUUCUUGACUCUACACCUCCUCCCACUCCUCGUGCGCUGCGAUUGGACAGGAUGGCCCUCACCCAUCCGGGAGCGAUGCUCGAUGACCCCAGAGAGUUUCGCAGUCUCUCGGCAGAUGGCAGCAGCACCAACAGCAGCCAAGAUUCACUCCACAAGGCCAGCAAGAAGAAAAGCAUCAAGUCUUCCAUCGGCCGGCUUUUUGGGAAGAAGGAAAAAGGAAGGAUGGGCCAACCUGGACGGGAUGGAUCUGUUUCUCUUGCAUCUACACCCUCUGAAGACCUGGCAUCUGGAGACCCAAUGGGAAUGAAUAAGACGGGAACUCUUGGUCCAGCAGAUAAAGACCGCCGCAGCAAGAAGAAGCAUGAGCUGCUGGAAGAAGCAUGUCGCCAAGGACUUCCUUUUGCAUCUUGGGAUGGACCUACUGUUGUGUCGUGGUUAGAGCUGUGGGUGGGAAUGCCAGCUUGGUACGUCGCCGCAUGCCGUGCCAACGUGAAGAGCGGCGCGAUCAUGGCCAACCUGUCCGACACGGAGAUCCAGAGGGAGAUCGGCAUCAGCAACCCGCUGCACCGCCUCAAACUGCGGCUGGCCAUCCAGGAGAUGGUGUCCCUCACCAGCCCGUCUGCCCCAGCCAGCACUCGCUCUUCUACCAGUAACGUGUGGAUGACCCACGCAGAGAUGGAGUCUCUGAACGCCGCCACCAAGCCCCCGGAGCUGAAAGAGUUCAGCUGGGAUCAGAUACUGGCCUAUGGCGAUAUGAAUCAUGAGUGGGUGGGCAACGAGUGGCUGCCCAGCCUGGGCUUGCCGCAGUAUCGGAGCUAUUUCAUGGAGUCCCUGGUGGAUGCUCGCAUGCUGGACCACCUGACCAAGAAAGAGCUGCGAGGACAGCUCAAGAUGGUGGACAGCUUCCACAGGGUCAGCUUGCAUUACGGCAUCAUGUGCCUGAAGCGUCUAAAUUACGAUCGCAAGGAGCUGGAGAGGAGGAGAGAGGAGAGCGCCCACCAUAACAAAGAUGUGAUGGUAUGGUCCAAUGAGCGUGUGAUGUGCUGGGUGCAGAGCAUCGGUCUGAAGGAGUACGCCGACAACCUCCGGGAGAGCGGCGUCCACGGGGCUCUGCUGGCUUUAGACGACACAUUUGACUACACUGACCUGGCCCUGCUGCUGCAGAUCCCCAAUCAGAACACACAGGCCAGACAGCUCCUGGAGCAAGAGUACAACUCCCUCAUCUCCAUGGGAACUGAGAGACGGCCCGAUGAGGAUGGGACUAAGACAUUCACCCGCUCUCCCUCCUGGAGGAAGAUGUUUAGGGAGAAAGACCUGCGGGGCGUGACCUCUGACUCUGCCGAGACCCUGCCUGCUAACUUCCGUGCCUCAGCCAUCUCUACACCCUCCGUUACCCUGAGGAAGGUUCAGAGUGAAGCCAGCUCUGGUGCCCGGGGUGAAUCAGCCUCAGUGAGGACGUACUCCUGUUGAGUGGCUGAGGGCGCUGACAGGAUUGUGACUAGAGGACCCUCUCGCUCAUCCACGGAGAAAGAAGCAAUGAAUAUAACCAUUUAACUUUAAAUAAAUCUUUCAGUCUGACCAUUCUGCAAUAACAGAAGAAAAGAAAUAAGGGGGAAAUCAAGAAUGUAUGAAUGUAUUUGCGAAGACUGCGAAGGUUGAAACGGAUACGCUGUUUUCUCCCUCUGUCUCUCACUACCUUCUCAACUCUUCCUCUCUCAGUGCGAAGGGUGCGAAAAGGACAACACCGGUGUCGGUUAGAGUCGGUGCCGUUGCGCUGCGUAGGUCUCUCCUUUCUUCAUUCCUGUCCACGUAAAGUUAGCAGAGUUGGCAAUAUCAGGGCUCAUUUUCCUACCUACAGAAAAAAAUAACACUUGCUGCCAUUUAUUGUCUUACAGUUUGAAAACAAGUAAAUGUGUCGCCUUACAACUUCUGCUCAACAACAGGUGUUUUAUAACGAGGGCCGGGACAGAAAGUAACCUCACCGUAAAGUCUGGAGAGGACUGAGAGGGUGUUAAAACUGAGUGACGACUUGGAGGGGAAAUGGCUAGGUGGAUAUAAACGUGUCAUAAACUACACCGGUGUUCUCCUUUGUACUAAAGGGCUGGCUGGUGUCUAGUGUCAGCCAUUGUGGCUCUUUGUUGGCUUCUAUGGUCCUGUCAGGGGUUGGUUGCAGUGGUGUAGUAAAAUCCGUCUGAAUUCAGACCACCAUUUAGCUCCGACCACAUCAGAGGGACCCUCCUCAUGGCUUGUCCAUUGGGGCCUUGAAAGCCGAUAAGAUGAGUAAUCUCUUUUGAAGGGAGUCCAUUAUAGAGAUCAAAGGCACAGAGUUGCAUGGGACAGUGUGUAGCAAGGCCAUAGAAGCAUUGUGUUCAUGAUCUCAUGAUGUCAAUGGCAGGAAGUCAAUUAAGUUACCGCUGGUACCACUUUCUAAAAAAGAUGUUAAUAGGUUUUUAUAAGUUUUGGCUUUAUUGAUGUUAAAAGGACACUCCAGUGAUAUUUGUUUUUUACUUUCAGUGGGGUUCCACUCAGACUGUGGAAACAGUUCCGCAACAGCAUUGUGGUUUUGGUAGGAACCUUUUUAAAGUUUGGAAAAGAAGUGAUACAAUCUCUGCUUCAGUAUGAGAUUUACUUAUUUUUAAUAUAAUCUAUAAGUGUGGAACAAACGAAAGGAGCAAAUGCAAUCUGGGCACUUAUCGGUCGGUCUGCUAAUUUAGCAUUUUGGGGCAACAGCAAGUUUUUAUGUAGCCUACAGAUAUCUGGGCCAAGACUGUUUAUCUGCAUGCAGGCAAACCUGCUCAAAUGUGAUUAACAAUGUAACUCUGAAUGCAAAUGGAACCAGAAAGCUUCUUGUAGCAAAAAUCUGGUCUCUACUUACUUACAUACAGAGACAUCCACUUAUAGAGACUGGUGUAGAAUCAUUUUAUACCUCGACCUACAGUAGAGCCUCUGCUAGUGACAGCGUGUCAGAAUAUAUAACAAACAUUAGGGCCUCGUCUCAACAGAGCUGUAAUGUUCGAUAGCUACACGUACCUCUGAUUGGUGGAUGUAGACUGGGCAAAUAAAAUAGUUUCUACGUAGCACUCGAUCUUUGUUGAGUUUUAUCAAUUUCAGCUAUAUUCAAGAGAAGCCACACAUAUCGACAGGCAAUAUCUCCAAAACUGAGCAACUCACACCCAAACAUUCUGGACGGUGGAAAGCUUGAUUUUUAGGUGAACGGUUCCUCUAACCAAAUAUAAUCUUUCUAGUGACUGUAAGACUGAAUUAAAAAGGAAAGGAGGGUUAUUCUAGAGGUGAAUAUGCACCGGAAAAAUGUAUUUUUCAGGAACUUGCACCAAAAAGUUCACCUUUCACUUAAUAAUUCAGUAUCUCAUUAGUGUCAUUGUUAUAAAUAUUAAUGUUUUACAUGGAAAUAAUGCCAUUUAUUAAAACCUCUAAGCCAUUUCGAAACUAUGUCUAUCUAGAAAGUGGUACCUAAGUUUAGAAUAUAAAGCCAGACUCCAACGCGAAAUCCUCAGUCAGCGUCCACGGUGUCUUUACGAGGUUUGUGACUUGUAAUCAUCAGCUCAGGGUCUUGGGUAAUCCUGAUGAUGGCAGAGGCAACAGAGAGACAAAACAGCAACUCAAAGGGAGAAAAGAAGAAGAAGAAAAAGAAGGAUGGACAGAAGCCGGUCAUUUUAUUGCACACAGAAGCCAUAACCGAAAUUUAGAGCGCUUUCUGGGGGCGUGGGGGUGAGAUCAGAGAGAGGCCGGAUGAGGUCGAGCCCGAGGAAGCCCAGGAAACAAAACCUUUAGCCUCUGUGUUUACGAUGCAUGUCAAACAAAUGACAAUGACCUAAAAACAUUUUUUUGGUAGUGAAGAUGAUAUGAGGUGUCGUUAAAAAAUAUAUAUCUGUAUGAUAAACCUACAGGGGGUGGGAGCCUGGGGAUCAAUUUGUAAAAUGUGUGUAUUUUUUUCAGUUGUAUUUUUUAUUUUUUACAAUAACUUUAUUUUCUUUAGGUAUGUAUUGGAUAAAUGUAUGUACAUGUUCUGUUCCUUCUUGACUUCAUUUGAACUAGUUUUAAAAGUAAAUAUGAAACAUUGAAAAUGGUCAUUCAAAUACGCUACUGUAUGUGUACAUUUUGAGAACAAAUUGUGCAAUGAUUUAACAGAUUUCCAUGAUUAAAGUGAUAGUAAUACAAAUUGAAAAAAAAAUCAUCUGGAAAAUAAAGAAAAAUAAUGAUGAUGAUGAUGAAAAUGGUGAUGUAAAAGAAAAAAAUAAAUAAAGCGAUCCAGGUGGAUCUGCUGAU